Molecule: messenger RNA, 762 nt
Organism: Mesorhabditis belari
Lineage: Eukaryota; Metazoa; Nematoda; Chromadorea; Rhabditida; Rhabditidae
Source: the annotation of a GenBank genome assembly
AUGAAAUUUCGAUUCUUUCUCUUGUUACCUCACUUCAUUCUUGCCCAGUUUGAUUUCAUGCAGAAAAAUGGAGACUCUGAUACGCCAAGAACGAUUCGAAUCCUGAGCAAUGGAACGGUGAUCGUGCCUAUUGUUGUGUAUAUCGAGGCGGCUUGUUCGCUGAAGGUUGGAACGUUUCCCUUCGAUAAGCAAUCGUGUCCAAUACCGGUCGGCUCGCUAGCCUAUGAUUUUAAACACUCGUACUCAACGGGCAGUGUGGAAAGCGUGAGUCUCGAGAAUCCGGGAAACGGUGAAUGGAUUAUGACAAACGUCUCGAUUUUAUCGUACAUGCAGAGUCCAGAAAUUCAAGUUAUGGCUCCGGUUUUUGAUUUGAAACGCGUUCCCAACUACUAUGUUUACGUGAUCGCUUUGCCGUGCUUUGUCAUGACAAUGCUGGCAAUUGUUGGCAUGUACUGGACGCCGAAUGUGAAAAGUGAACAAUUGGUGAAGUUGAGUAUCGGUUUGACGAGUCUCGUCUCGAUGACCGUUCUUCUCGACAUGUUAUCCUCGUCGAUCCCAAAAACUUCUGUUUUCCCAUUGCUAGGAAUUUAUGUGGUGAUUUGUGUUGGGAUGACGUCAUUUGCUUGUGUCAUAGUCGUCGUUUACCCUCAUCCAAAUCUAAAAGAAAUGAAAUUCGGUAGAAAGAAAGACGAGAAAAGGAAAAGGAUCGAUUUGGCAUCGAAAAUCGUCGCUUUCAUUCGUAAAGGCGGGAACAUUUCAAAU